Molecule: messenger RNA, 651 nt
Organism: Penicillium soppii
Lineage: Eukaryota; Fungi; Ascomycota; Eurotiomycetes; Eurotiales; Aspergillaceae
Product: long-chain-fatty-acid-CoA ligase
Exons: 3
Coding region: 1-651 (216 amino acids)
Biological process (GO): fatty acid metabolic process
Molecular function (GO): medium-chain fatty acid-CoA ligase activity
Source: RefSeq, a predicted model, not a curated record
AUGACAGAAACUUCUCCGACGAGCUUGAUGUCGAAUCCUAAUAUAUUCCCAAAUUACGAAUACUUCCCUAUACGUCAACAAAAGUCAUCAAUGAUUCCGGAGAUAUCGCGCCUCGAGGUCAACGUGGAGAACUUUUAUGUUUCCGGGUAUCUAUUGCAGAAAGGGUACUACAAAGACAUCAAAAAGACCAAUCAGUCAAUGGUUACAGAUGAAAAAGGCACAGUGUGGAUGCGAACGGGCGACGAGGCUAUGAUUGAUAGUCAGGGGGAGUUUGAAAUUACUGGCCGAAUCAAAGAUAUGAUUAUACGAGGAGGAGAAAAUAUAUACCCUGGCGAAAUUGAAGACCACCUACUUGAGCACCCGGCCGUAUCAGGUGUUUCAGUAGUUGGGCUGAGUGAUCCAGUUAUGGGUCAGGUCGUUGCAGCGUUCCUGCAACAGCGGCUCGAAACACCGCGGCCAUCGGACUCUGAGGUAGCUUUGUGGGUACGACUUCGACUUGGUGCCCACAAAUGUCCUAGUCAGAUUUUCUGGAUGGGAUGCAAAGGACUUCCAGAUGGAUUUCCAAUGACUGAAAGUGGAAAGGUCCAGAAGAACGAGCUGGAAGUGAUAGGGAAUAGAUUGAUUCAAUCAGCUCGCCAGCACCGACUUUGA